Molecule: messenger RNA, 416 nt
Organism: Coccinella septempunctata (seven-spotted ladybird)
Lineage: Eukaryota; Metazoa; Arthropoda; Insecta; Coleoptera; Coccinellidae
Product: defensin, isoforms B and C-like
Exons: 2
Coding region: 75-329 (84 amino acids)
Biological process (GO): defense response to bacterium; humoral immune response
Source: RefSeq, a predicted model, not a curated record
ACUCAUAAAUGUAUAAAUAUCAUUUCUUGUCGAAAUACACAAAACAAUGAAAAGAAAUAUUUUGAAAAAGUAACAUGAGAUAUAUUUCGGGGUUAUUUGUUUUCCUGUUGGCUUUGGCCGCAAUCGAAGCUGAUCAAAUUGUUGAAUUGCGCGAUCAAGAUGUUCAACAUUAUAGAGUGAGAAGAUUCACCUGUGAUGUUUUAAGCGCUCAAUUCAUGGGAUUUAAAAUUAAUCAUGCUGCCUGUGGACUUCAUUGUUUGGGUUUACUCAAGAGAGGAGGAUACUGCAACAGUAGAGCGAUUUGUGUUUGCAGAAAUUUUUUGUUUUGAGUUAUACCAUAGUAUAUACAUUAAACAUAUUGUGGUUAUACGUAUUCCUGUUAAGGUUCAAUGUUUAAUAAAACAGGGUGCUAUAUA